Fusarium odoratissimum NRRL 54006 is the source of this 228-nucleotide messenger RNA. RefSeq lists its product as uncharacterized. The transcript is spliced from 2 exons. NCBI's taxonomy places the organism in Eukaryota, Fungi, Ascomycota, Sordariomycetes, Hypocreales, Nectriaceae. The coding region runs from base 1 to 228 and encodes 75 amino acids. The record is from RefSeq and is a predicted model, not a curated record.
AUGGGCAAGUGUCUCUCUCGCCCGGAGCGGCACAAUAAUCUGCCCAAGCGUCUUUACCCUGCCAAUACCCCUGAUAAUGAGCAACCAAGCGUGUACAGCCACCCAAACGCCAUGCUCAAGCCAAACAACGCAGCACGAAACACUACUCCCCACGCUAAGGCAACUACCUCAACAAAACAGUCCCCCUGCAAGAGACACCCACACCAUGGCAACCGGGAGACCAGAUAG